AUGAUCUGCUUCCCUAUCUGCUUUGUCUUCCUCUUCCUUGUGCCUCUCUGUGACGGUCUUUUUGGUAUCGGCAGAAUGCAAUCGGUCGCAGUUCAAGGCACACUUGAGUGUAAUGGAGAACCGGCAAGAAAAGUAAAGGUGAAACUCUAUGACAAAGGAGUACUUAUCGAUAAGAAGUUGGAUCAGGGACGAACGGACAGCACGGGAUGGUUUCGACUUUCGGGAUCAAAGCGAGAAAUCACCAGAAUUGAUCCGAAACUCAACAUCUACCACAAGUGCUCAUACCACGGGGUGUUUUCAAGGCCUCAGUGGGAGCCAGGAGAUGCCAUUGGGGUCAUCAUGCGCAAAGUUGGUCAGACGGGAGCACUGGGUGGUAGUAUAGAGAUCUUCACGAGACUCGUUGACUUAGUUUUUCAGAUGUAUUCGAUCCUCUUUGCCUUCCUCGCCUUUGUGCCUCUCACUGACAGUCUUUUUGGCAUUGGCAGAACGCAGUCAGUUGCAGUUACGGGCAGACUUCAAUGUAAUGGAGUUCCGGCAUCAAAUGUGAAGGUGAAACUCUAUGAGAAAGAAAUGACUUUCGAUAAGAAGUUGGAUGAAACAAGAACGGAUGGCAGUGGAUGGUUUCGACUUUCGGGGUCGAAGAAUGAAAUCACCAACAUUGAUCCGAAACUCAACAUCUACCACAAAUGUGGCUAUAAAGGGCCAUGCUACAAAAAACUGAGCCUCGACAUUCCCAGCAAAUUCAUCACACGUGGACGAUAUCCGAAGAAAACUUACGACAUUGGAACUUUGAAUCUUGCCUCCAAGUUCAAAGGACAAACGAUAGAUUGUAUCAACUGA
Molecule: messenger RNA, 840 nt
Organism: Haemonchus placei
Lineage: Eukaryota; Metazoa; Nematoda; Chromadorea; Rhabditida; Trichostrongylidae
Source: the annotation of a GenBank genome assembly